Messenger RNA from Epinephelus fuscoguttatus (brown-marbled grouper), 941 nucleotides. RefSeq lists its product as uncharacterized. The transcript has 7 exons. The coding region runs from base 1 to 849 and encodes 282 amino acids. NCBI's taxonomy places the organism in Eukaryota, Metazoa, Chordata, Actinopteri, Perciformes, Serranidae. The record is from RefSeq and is a predicted model, not a curated record.
AUGGACCUGAGGAGCAACACUAUUAUUGACAUACAGCUGGUUCAGACCAAUGAAAUCCAGAAGUUCCUGAGGGAGGCCAAAGUGACACAGUACUACGAUGUCUGGCACAUGGAAAAAGGACUGUCCAAGAAACUGGUCAAGAUAGCCCAGAACAAAGAUUGCGCAAAGCUGAAGAAGUGGCUUCGCAGCAUAAAGAACCAUGUGUACUGGACAGCAGCCUCCUCUACGUCAGGGCCAGAGAGAGUGGCUAAGUGGACCUCCAUUCUUAACCAUGUCCAAGACAUCCACACACAUCAAGAUCCUGCUUUCCCCCAGUGCUUGCAUCUGCAGCGCACCUCAAGAGACAAGAGCAAAUGGUUGACAGCAAGAACACCAGCUUUCUGCAGGCUAGAAAAGGCGUUGACUAAUAAGAGAAUUCUGAAAGAAUUCUAUCAGACCUCAUCGCUGGAGGCAUUUCACAGCGUCAUUCUGCGGUUUGCACCCAAGAAUGUUGUCUUCCCCUACCUUGGAAUGUUAUGCAGACUCUACCUGGCUGCCCUGCAUUACAAUGAAAAUACUGGCCGACCACAGGCAACAUCUACAAGUGGAGAGCUGCUGUACAGAUUCAACUUCCCCAAAUCUAAACAUGGAGAAUGCACCGCAAAGCCUGUGAAAGCAGAGCCAACAUUCCACUACGUUGAUGCACUGUUGGACCUGAUCUUCGAGAAGGUUUUCCAGGACCCUGCCCCAUAUGUGAACGAGGUGCUGAAAAUUACAAUCCCUGAAGACCUCUCUACUCAGUAUGAAAGACCUGACAAGCUGGACGUUAUAGCCAGUUACGUGUCAAGGUUCAACCAAGGACAGGUCUGAACCCAACAUACUGUCCUUCUGCGUUAGGGAACUCUGCACGAAUCCUCAGCACCACGCAGGCAGGCAGCACAACUCUCACUCUCUGCCCCAGA